AUGAGCGAAGUUCUCCACGAAAGCUAUCCGCAAUACAUGCCGCCCACGGGCGAGGACACCCCAGAGACCCCGCAGGACACCCCGGCGUUCGGAUGGAGCUUCAGCGUCGCACACCAAACUACGUAUGUGAUAACACCGCCAGAGGAGACAGGUGACUAUGAGCCAAGGGCCGGCGACAUAUCUGAGUCGCUCGUCAAGUACCAGAAUACAGCCGAGAUCGAUGUAGGGGUCACAGAUCCUACACUCAUCGAGCCGUACCCCGGGGCCACCCUAGGCGACUUCCCUACAAUCGAGCUCGCAUCCCAUUCCUUUCCUAUGCCGAGCCUACGGAGCUCUCGACACUCUGUUGAAGGGAGUCCGCAUUUGGAGUCCAAGUUCCAAUCGCACCCAUCCAACGGCGAACUCCGUCCCACCGACCUAAGCUCCUACCUCGACCGCGCCCAAGGGCCGGAGAUGAUAUCAAGUUUGCCCGAUUGGAGCUUUAUCCAAAGGAGAUAUGAGCUUCCCCUUCAUGCCAGGACCGAUGACUGCCCAAGUAUGACAACUGGUAGCACGAUAAGCAGUCGGAACUCGUCCACAAGGUCGACAAAGUCAUUCAGAUUGGACGGCGCCGAAGUUCAAGAGAAAGGAGUCUGCCCAUAUACUGAGUGCGGCCGCAUUUUUAGAGACCUGAAAGCUCACGUACUCACCCACCAAGCCGAACGCCCGGAGAAAUGUCCUGUCGAGACUUGUGAAUACCAUGUGAAGGGCUUCGCGAGACCGCAUGAUAAGGUGCGACACACCAUGUCACACUUCAAGGGGACUAUGGUCUGCGGUUUCUGCCCCGGUUCCGGAACAGGCGCAGAGAAAUCAUUCAAUCGCUGCGACGUCUUUACGAGACACCUUAUCAAUCUGCACGGCGUGCAACAGAACGUGUCACGAAGGAAUGAGCCCCACCGUGCUGGCGCUAUCAAGGCCCCUCGGAAGCCUUCGAAGAGCCAAGGAGUGGCCACCUGCUCCUUGUGCUCUGAGCCGUUCGACGCCCAGGGAUUCUAUGAACACCUUUCGGGCUGCGUUCUACGCCAAGUCGCCCGGAUGUAUACAAAGCUUCAGCCGGAGGUGGGAGGGGAGCAACACACCAAUAAGAAUCCCGUCCAAUCGAAAGAGAGUCCCCGCAAUGACUCCCUCAUCUGCCUACAGGAUAAAGUUCAGGGAUUGGCCAGGCCCAUACCCGAAGAACUCCACCCAUCGGAUCCAGACCACCUACACUCUCGGCUUAGAUCCUUCGCCGCGCCUAUAAAUAUCGAACCGCAAGAGCGCAAUCCAGAGAGCAAGGAGAUCGCCGAGCUGACGGCAUCUUCGCGCUGCCUUUCACUUACUUCAUCAGCCGGCGAGGAGGCGGUCAAAUCGUCCGAUGAAGAGACGGAUUGGACCGAAGAUGCAGGCUCCCCUGCGAGCGAACCGGACGCGAAUGGACUUCGCCCCAUGCUCUCGCCCAUGAAACGCCAGCUGGUCGACGCCAUAAUGAAAGAGUUCCAUCGAAUAUUCGACAAGAGCCUCCGAACGCGAAAUGGUGGAGGAAGCUCCGGCGCUGCCGAUGGAUACGGAGUCUAUGGGAGCUCCUCGAGCGGCUCCUCUACGUACUCCAACUCGUCGUUUAUCUCUCGCAAGCGGAGUCUGAGCGGCGGUGGCUCGCCACCCAACGACAGUGGAGACGACCCUAACAAGCGAAGACGGCCUGACCCUAAACCAAACAUCGGGAAACAGCCUAUGCCGGAGCUGCGGUUUGCUUGCCCAUACUACAAACGCAACCCGGGGCGACAUCAGACAUUCACGUCCUGUCGGGAUCCAGGCUUUAUAACGGUCGCGAGGCUAAAGGAGCACUUAUAUCGACGCCACCUCCUUCCCAUACAGUGCAACCGAUGUUGUUCCACCUUCCCAAAUGAACCGACACUGCGAGAGCAUCAGCGCGACCCAAGGGGGUGUGAGAUACGCGAGCAAAUACCGCUGGAAGGCUUCGACAAAGAUCAAGAGCGAAGAUUGAAGAGUAAGAAGCGUAGCUUGGUGUACCAAAGCGAGGAAGACAAGUGGAAAGGAGUCUAUCGAAUUCUCUUCCCGGAUGAUGAUGAAGCGGACAUGCCGUCACCUUAUAUUCAGUACCAACCAUGCAACGUGGGCCAAGGCGAACCGUCCAAUGUAGCUCGCUUCCAGGAAUUUUCGCGACUCGAGCUGCCUCGCUUAGUCCGUCGAACGCUCGAGGUCGCCGUCGAGGAAGAAGCGCAACCCCUAGAAGAGAAGCUGAGGGAGCGGCUCGUCGAUAUCGUUAGGGAAUGCCAAACGCAGUUGAUAUCGCUGUUCCAACAGUCAAGUGGACCUACGAACGUCGAGGCUCCGGAGCUUGUCCCGACUCUGCCUGACGCGGCUAGAAAUCUUUCAGAGCAGGAUACCAGGAGCCAGCCAGUCCAUGCUCCCUUUCGGGGUUUUGAGUCUUUCACUGCAGCUACGGACUUCAUUCCCAUACCCGCUAUACAGUAUCAGGCCUGCGAGCAGCCGAAGCCGGAAGCAUCGGGUUCGCCAGACUCCGGGUACGACUCCACAUGGACGUCAUCAGGAUUUCCUCAAGAAACCAACUUCCCUCACGACCCCACAUUCGUACAGGACACAGGCUUCGGUCAGACACCGUCAUUCAUCCAGCAAGCUCCUCUCGUUGACAACGGCUAUGUCGAACUCGGAGGAUACUAUGGGCUUUUUGAAGACCGCAGCCUGGACUACGCAGGAGCUGCACAUCCAUCUUGGGCUUAUUUAGACCCAACGAAUGCGAACGGAAAUGGAAACGGCGCAGGUCCGUCUGGGUCAGGAAUAUAG
Molecule: messenger RNA, 2844 nt
Organism: Trematosphaeria pertusa
Lineage: Eukaryota; Fungi; Ascomycota; Dothideomycetes; Pleosporales; Trematosphaeriaceae
Exons: 4
Coding region: 1-2844 (947 amino acids)
Source: RefSeq, a predicted model, not a curated record